AUGUUCCGUACCUACUCUCGCUCUCUAUGGCAUCUUGCCUCUAGAGCUUCUCCUAGUACAGCCAAGCUCGCAACCCAAACAUCACAUCGAUUCGCAAUUGCUCCUCUCCUCCGUCAACCAGCCCGUAUUACCUUCUCCAGCAAAUCCGACAAAGAGAAUAAGGACCCUCCCCCUCCAUAUCGAACUAUCGACCGCGAGGCCGAACGUAAGCGCGGACAAGAACUACUAGGGUCAGAUCCAAGCAAAGUCUCGUCCCAGAGCUCAGUGCGCCAUGUUAUUGAGGAACCUCAAUCGCCCCCAACCAGCGAACAUGACAUGGCCAGUGAGCUGAAGCAUGACAUAGACAUUGUCAAAGACACAUUUCGAUUCAAAAGCGUUCCCCGCGAGUCGCACAUCCUUGGCCUUGCCGGCACACUGCCCUAUCUGGGAACAUCUCUCUCCACCGUCUUCCUUGCCUGGGAUCUUCACAAACAGUGGCCCACCGGAAAUGCUUUCUACGAUACCAUCUUUGUUGACCAUGAGACGGCGAAAUACUUGUUGAGCGUCAUUGAGCCCCUACAGCUUGGAUAUGGCGCUGUUAUCAUCAGCUUCCUCGGAGCAAUCCACUGGGGUCUAGAAUAUGCCGAGAAGCAACCUCUUCGCGAACGUACUCGUUUCCGAUAUGGCAUGGGUCUGGCUGCCUCCAUCAUCGCCUGGCCUACUCUCUUCCUACCCGUCGAAUAUGCCCUCACCACCCAGUUCAUGGCCUUUGUUGCCCUCUACUUUGCUGACUCAAGAGCUGCCACUCGUGGCUGGGCACCUCCAUGGUAUGGCACCUACCGCUUCCUCCUAACUGCCAUGGUCGGCCUUGCCAUAUUCAUUUCUUUGGUGGGCAGGGCCAAGAUCCGCCAGGGAGACUCCCUCAGCGGUCACGGUCUGAGCGACAACUUCUCAAAAUCUGGCAUCGCUGAUACCAAGACCAACUGGACCAAGUUGGAGGAGGAAGAGAAGGAGCGUGUGAAGAGAGAGAAGAAGAAGAAAGCCAAGGAGGAUGAGAAGAAGAAGCAGGAAGAGAUGCAAGCAAAGAUGAAGAGCGAAAAGGGCCAUGACCAUACCAAGGCAGAGGCUGAGGACAGUGACAAGGGUGAGGAACAAAGCGAGAAGAGUGAUGAGAAGGAGGACGGUCAGGAUAAGAAGGAAUCCAAGGACCAGGAGAAGGAUAGCAACGAGGGCAAGGACAACGAAAAGGAGAGCAAAGACAAGGACGAAAGCAAGGACGAGGAGAGCGAGAAGAAUGAAAGCGAAGAGAAAGAGUCCAAGGACAAGGACAAGGGCGAGGGCUCCAAGGAGCAGGAUGACAACGACAAGCCCCAAGACACCAAGUCCAAGGGCGGGAAGAAGGAAUAAUUUGCAUCUCAACACCACGACUUGAUGACGGCAGAACGGCCAUGUAUAAUAAGUAGCGAUUAGCGGAGUUGCUUGAUUUCUUGGUGAUUCGUUCUCAGAUCAUGCAAUAAUGA
Molecule: messenger RNA, 1499 nt
Organism: Fusarium vanettenii 77-13-4
Lineage: Eukaryota; Fungi; Ascomycota; Sordariomycetes; Hypocreales; Nectriaceae
Exons: 3
Coding region: 1-1386 (461 amino acids)
Source: RefSeq, a predicted model, not a curated record